This is a messenger RNA of Rhodofomes roseus, 1448 nucleotides long. RefSeq lists its product as uncharacterized. The transcript has a single exon. The record is from RefSeq and is a predicted model, not a curated record. Bases 175 to 1344 code for a protein of 389 amino acids. NCBI's taxonomy places the organism in Eukaryota, Fungi, Basidiomycota, Agaricomycetes, Polyporales, Fomitopsidaceae.
GUUUUAGCCCGUGGCCGUUUUGAUUUGAAACUCCGUGGCGUGGCGGAUGAGCAGGUCAAAGCAGGUCAAAGCCUGUUUAGGACAUAACCUCGAUCAUGGCCACAGGAGGUACGUCGUCAUGGAAAGCAGUCGAUCUUACCUUCAGGAACGGCCACCCUCAAAUAAACGUAUAUAAUGAUGCUCAACUCUCCGUCUUGUCGCCUCGAACCACUCAGCCUUACCGCCUUUACUCCUCAAUCGCGCCCCUGCACCACGACACCGCCUCUGAUACUGCCUCCCACGACGACCAUGGGUCGAAAGAACAAUUGGUCGACGAAGAAGCACCGGACGAUCCCAAAGGACCUGACCGACAAGUGGACGACUGUCGAGUUGCGCCAUGACCGACAGGCCCAGACGAUCGCCGACGCUUUAUCGCAGCCCUUGGGUGUCCAUAUUCCACCCGUCGUACGCAACCUGCGCGUUCAUACUGUUCUGCAAGACCCUUUCCCCUGGGACCCGCCUAUAACCGGAGCCGACAAACUUGCAGACCGUGUUAAAGACGUGGCCACCGACCUGACGGCGGAGGGUAAGCUCAGGUGUCUUGCUAUCGACAUGACCCUCCUGUCGGAAGGUUGGCUGGUCGAUAGCGCGGCAAGGCCAAGUCACGUCAUGCUGUUGACGGACGAGGCCUCGCCGGAAAAGUCGUCUGCACUUUCAUCAUGCCCGAAGCUCCUCGAGAGGACAACGCACGUCGUCUUCGAGCCUCUGUGGCACGGCGCACGCUACACACUCCCGAAGAACGGCCUGCGCGGCCUGUUCCCGAAGAUGCAAUACCUCUGCAUCCAAAUGGACGCCUCGUCCGACGCCGACGAGGCCAUCGAACUAGUCCAAGAACUCCUUGGGUUACGCCACUUGGAGCAGCUCGUGGUGUGCAUGUGGGCUGCCCCGGCCUGGUACUGUUCUCGCAACGCACCGCUGUGGAGCGCCCUCAAGGAGGUCGCGAAGAGCGAAGAGAAGCUCUGCGUAAUUCCGCACGGCUGUUCCAUGGAAGCGGAAUGGCAGGCCAUGGUCGUCUUUUGGAGCACCGUCUUCGACUUGUCGGAGGACGAAAUGGAGGAGAAGUUGGAGGCUAUCAACAGUGACCAUGGCGACGAUUCGCAUGAUGAUCACCUCGCGCAAGAAGGACAAGAUGCUGAGGCGCCGCCACUCAGGUUCAACGAUGUUCUCAGUUUCCGUGAAAACACGCCUCUUGUAGCGCGCGGAGGAACACCGUGGUCCGACAUUGCGCAUGAGCGUUUCGACGAUCUAACGAUUCCCGGCUGGCCUUCCGCGGAAGAAGAUUUUCUGAAUAUGCUAGGUGCAUGAUUUGCGAAGCAGGGCUGGACUUCAGAGUCGUCGGAGACAGUAUGUUCUAUACACAUAUGUUCAGGCUGCCAUAUACGAGACUGUAAUACUAGGUCUGAUUCCAC